ACAAGCUCUCCACUUUUACCCAAACACACACAAACAUCUACUGCUAAACUAAACCACCAUGGGCAACCUCCGGUUCCGGUUAUCGGACAUGAUGCCCAACGCUUGGUUCUACAAGCUCAAAGACAUGAGCAGCGGCGGAGCCACUUCCCACAAGCGCGGCAACGGCAAGAAGUUACACCCGGCAACGCCUCCUCCUUCACAGCCUUGCAAACCAAAGCAACCCCACCACCACCAACAACACUCCUACUCCAGAAAGUCUUACUACUUUACCAGAGACCUUAGCUCCGGUAACCCCAACCACAGUGAUAACACACUCCCCAAUUCCCCCUCUAAACUCUCCGAUCACCCUCCUACUCCUAGAAAGUCUUCGAAGCGAAGAGCCGCCAAGAGAAGGUCUACUUCUUCUGCUGCUGCUGCCAGGUCAUCAUCUUCGAAGCUCGUUUCCUCCUCCGUUUCCGCUGGUUGCAGCUGCCGAGCAAAUUGGACUAAAACGGAUUCCCUAGCGGCGGUGGCGGCCGCGGUUCCAGGGGAUCGCUCUGCUUCGCUGUCUGAUUCCAAUUCAGACUCGUUCCCGCCGGAAUUCAGGUCUGAUUGUUCACUCACUACAGAGUCGUUUGAUAAGAUGGUGUCAUGGUCCAGCAACUCCUGCGGCUGCCCGCUGGACCUGGCUGAUUCCGGCUCCAACGACAUUAUCAUCGACAUCGAUAAGCGCUCUCUCGUCGACCCUGCAUACCAAGUGUUUGAAAAACUGCCUGGCCGACAACUCCCUCCGAUUUUAACCAAGCCUUCAAGCUUCGACGACAGGAUUGAGGAUAUCAAGAGGAAGGAGACCAGAGAAGUAGUACCCUCCGCAACGAAACAGAGGAGGACCCCGCCUUCGUCGAAGAAAAUGGAAGGCUCCAAAACUCGGGCUUCCUCGCUCUCUGUCAAGGUCACAAGAGAAGAGAGCUUAACAGUGAAACAACAAGGGAGGAAGCUGAAUUCCGCAAAUUCCCCAGGUAUAAAGCUUCGGGUCAACUCUCCGCGAAUCGGGUACAGGAGAAACAUUCAAGGGCAGGGCAGGAAGAGCGUCUCUUCAUCAACCUCGACUUCUUCUUCUUCAAGGUCGUCUUCGAGCAAGAAGAGCCUUUCCGGGUGCUUGGCGGUGGUGAAAUCAUCGUUCGAUCCACAGACCGAUUUCAGAGAGUCGAUGGUGGAGAUGAUCGUGGAGAACAAACUCAGCGCGUCCAAAGAUUUGGAAGACUUACUGGCUUGCUACCUGUCCUUGAACUCCGAUGAGUACCAUGAGGUUAUCAUCAAAGUUUUCAAACAAAUUUGGUUCGACUAUCUAACCAAUGCUCGCUCCAAGUGAUCAUUUUUAGUGUAAUAAUUAUCAUUACUAUCAUUACUAUGAAUUCAAAAAAUUGUACAUUCCCCUGUUCCAGAAUCUCUCUGUUUCCUCCUGCCCAUUAAUUUCUCCAAUUCUCAUGAGUGUUUGAAAAGUUUUGAAUUAACGAAAGUGGGUUGGACUAGACUGGACUGUCAGAAGAAGGAAGAAAAAAACAUUCUGACUUUGUUAUUCAACACCAAAAGAAGAUACCCUUUAAGGACAAGCUCUCUGAGAUUUGUGUCUGUACUAGUUUUCCUCCAUAUCUGAAAGUCCGAGUCUCUGGGUAGGCUAUAGAUGCAGCAGCAGCAGCAGCUUUAGUAGUACCAUGCCUCUCUUCUGGAUUGGAAAAAAGAGAAGAAAGAAAGCUUUAACAAUUGG
Linum trigynum is the source of this 1747-nucleotide messenger RNA. The record is from the annotation of a GenBank genome assembly. NCBI's taxonomy places the organism in Eukaryota, Viridiplantae, Streptophyta, Magnoliopsida, Malpighiales, Linaceae.